UGCAUGUUUACCCAGUCAGAAGUGAGGCGUCUGAGUGCCAAGGACUUGUUAGUGAGGACUGGAAAGAGACAAACAGCGACCGCUGGCCUUAGGGUGGCCUCGCACCCGGUAACAGCCAACGUAGUGGGUGCCAAACGUGGUACUUUUGCGGGCACGCCGAGAUUCUUUCCAGAGCUUGUUAACGGUGCUAGGCGAGGCAACGGCGCUGUAUCAACAGGCAUUGGUUUCUCCGUUUGGGAUACCCCUCAAAAUACCCGGAUCUUGAUGGAGAAGCCCAGCAGCAGUCGCGUGAGGGAGAUAUGGAUCCACAUUCGGAACAAAAGAAUAGAGAGCUCUGGGUCCAAAAAAGCAACCCCUUAUCGCUCUGGGGCAGGCACAUUCAGGGACGUGUAG
Messenger RNA from Bipolaris victoriae FI3, 393 nucleotides. RefSeq lists its product as hypothetical. Lineage: Eukaryota; Fungi; Ascomycota; Dothideomycetes; Pleosporales; Pleosporaceae. The annotation marks the transcript as partial. The record is from RefSeq and is a predicted model, not a curated record. The transcript has a single exon.